UGUUUUUGGUCCCAUGUCUGUCAUGUGAUAUUCAUUGCCUCGAGAAAAACUUUUGCGAUCGUGCCUUGCUUUAUAAUUUCCAUUCCAUUCGACUUAAUUUCCUAGCUAGACUUUAAAAUGGUUGUUCCCGACUAUGUGCCUCCCCUAGUUAUCACCUGCAUUUGGGGAUUCAUUGGCAUCAUCUGUCCCUUCUUUGCUCGUGGCCCAAACAAAGGAGUGACUCAAUGCUGCCUUAUGCUGACGGCAACAACAUGUUGGCUGUUUUGGCUGUGCUGUUACAUGACGCAGCUGAACCCUCUGAUUGGGCCUAAAUUGACCAUGAAUGAAAUCAUGAUCAUGGCCCGCGAGUGGGGCAAUGAGAUCAAAGACACCAUGGAUGUCGUUGUGUAAAAUAAUUAUUUCACACAUGUUUUGUUAUUACAUUUUAUGUUCUUGCAUUCUUUAUUAUUAAUUUCGUUCAAAUCAUACAAUAAAAGGUAUUAUCAAAGUA
Messenger RNA from Drosophila obscura, 490 nucleotides. It is a transcript of the gene VhaM9.7-b, whose product is annotated as V-type proton ATPase subunit e 2. Gene Ontology annotation, molecular function: proton-transporting ATPase activity, rotational mechanism. Gene Ontology annotation, biological process: proton transmembrane transport. Bases 118 to 390 code for a protein of 90 amino acids. The record is from RefSeq and is a predicted model, not a curated record. NCBI's taxonomy places the organism in Eukaryota, Metazoa, Arthropoda, Insecta, Diptera, Drosophilidae. Gene Ontology annotation, cellular component: proton-transporting V-type ATPase, V0 domain; plasma membrane proton-transporting V-type ATPase complex. The transcript is spliced from 3 exons.